Messenger RNA from Marchantia polymorpha subsp. ruderalis, 1903 nucleotides. The record is from the annotation of a GenBank genome assembly. NCBI's taxonomy places the organism in Eukaryota, Viridiplantae, Streptophyta, Marchantiopsida, Marchantiales, Marchantiaceae.
AUUUUUCAGACCUUAUAUUCUGUUCGUAAUACGGAGCGACCUCUCUGCCGGUGGCGAUCAUUGGAAACCAUGAGCCGCUCGCAAAUUACAACACGCUGCGAGAAGCGUCGAGAGAAUUGCGAUCUGGAGUUGCGCGGGUGAAGAGCUCGAUAGAGUCCAGAGGAGGAGGGUCCACUUUACGUAUGUGGAGGUCAAGUCUCGAGCCAUGAAGGGACAUUGUUGCGUUCUUGUCGUGGUCCUGUUCUUGGCGAGCUUGAACUUGAGCUGGUGUCGACGAGUGCAGCUGCUGGACUCAGCAGCUCAAGAAAUCGGGUCGUUAAAACAUUCAGAUGUCGAUUACGACGAAGGGUAUGCAGUGCGGACUGUUCUGGAUAAUUUGAAAGUGAAUGUGUCUAUUUACAGCAUAUUCGCAGUUCCAGGGACAAAUUUUGUUUAUGCCCUCGAUAAGGAGGCCAGUCAAGUUCUCAAACUUAUCCUACCUAUCGAACAAGACACUGUGAUUGGUCAAUAUGCUGGAUCAAAAGAUGGCGAAGCGGGGCAUAGGGAUGGCUGGGGCAAGUACUCAAUGUUUAAUCACCCAGGUGACCUUGCUGUCGAUGACGAUGGCAAUGUUUAUGUGGCCGAUGUCAUGAACUACGUCAUAAGGAAGAUAGACCAGAAAGGCAUGGUUUACACGAUUGCCGGAGAAUCAAAUGUUUCUGGCUAUGCUGAUGGCGUGGGCAAGAGCGCACGUUUUUCUUCCAACUUCGGUUUAACGUACAUACCAAGCAUGUGUUCGCUCCUCGUCUCGGAUAGAGGAAACAAAAGGCUCCGCCUCAUUCAGCUCAAGGCACCAGAAGCAUGCGAGCGAAAAAAUAACUCGAGUGGUUUCUCUGUGGGGCUUGAAGGACUAUUCUUCAUUAUCGGCUCAACUAUGGUGAUCUCGGCGCUUGGUGUGCUAACCUUCAAAAAUGUGAAGCUUAGAGAAAGGCUCGUCGGGCUGCAACUGGGUAAUAGGUUAAUGUGGAGACGUGGCAACGGUCUAUAUACACCCCUGCAAAACAAUGGACUGCCACAGCUGAUGGCAAAUGGCAUGCAACCGGGAAUGCAAACUUCAAGUCUACCUGCUAACCUCGGUGAGCGACUCCCUGAUCUGAUUGACUUUUCCGUCAGCACUCCCGCAGCAAAUAGACCACAUCAUCAUGCGUUUAUUCUGGACAAUGAAAACUCCUGCAUUGAAUCGAAUGAUCCUUCUACAUCUUCACCAAGUAAUUUGGGAUCACUAGCUUACACACAGAGUGCACCGGCUACACUUGAAUACAAUCAAGACGAGUUUGAGGAUGAUCAGAGAUUGGUGCGAAAUACGGAAAGUCGUGGAAGUAGGGAGUAGCUGGAGAAAUGUACACUUAAUGUUUCGGCAACUAUGGCCCUUCCAAGUCAAUAUCUCAGAUACAAAGGUUGUAAAUUUACACAGCAAUGACUUUUACACAAGUUUUCUCUCUACCAGUAGUAAGAGAGCUUCUGAGCUUUGCGGUACCUCCCAUCGAGUUAUUCUCGUGGAUGCAAUUGUCAAUGUACAAGUCCAAUCACGCCGGGCGGAUGGAAGCUGCAUUUUGUACUGUUUUGGAAUCUAAAUCUACAUUAUAUGGUGUACUUCAAAACAAAUCCAUUGUUGAAACAGUAUGUGCGAAAAUAACUUUAGCAGGACUAAGAGCAAAGCUCAGAAUUAUAUAACAUCUCCUUAAAAAGUUAGAGAAACUAACAUACUGAACUGUAGCAGAUAGUUGUUUCAAAAUAUGAUUAUGCUGGCCCCGAACACAACUGGAUGGUGUACGAAUGUGGAAAGUGCCACGGAGAGUUGUAGUAAGUCACAAGCGAAGACUAAAGAUUUGUACAUCGUAGUUACUACUUUAUCACAAAAACG